This is a messenger RNA of Sinocyclocheilus rhinocerous, 1431 nucleotides long. Its product is annotated as cyclin-J-like. NCBI's taxonomy places the organism in Eukaryota, Metazoa, Chordata, Actinopteri, Cypriniformes, Cyprinidae. The transcript is spliced from 6 exons. The record is from RefSeq and is a predicted model, not a curated record. The coding region runs from base 349 to 1431 and encodes 360 amino acids.
UAAUGUCCGCGCUGCGGACUCCUCCCCGUUUGGAGCGACCAUGCAGCUCCGCACACAACAUCAUUCAGAGCUGCUCCUCUCAGGCCGCUGGGGGAGCACACUACACGGGACGGCGAAAAAAGUCAAAGGGUUAACUUGGAUACACACGCGGCGGUGUUUUGAUUAAAAAACCCAUCCAACUGCACACUGAACCGACUUUGUUAUUCACGGGAAGAAUUUCCCUUGAUAUGGGAUUUGUUUCGAAAAGUACACACGAGCGUAGUUGAAGGAUAUAACUCCAGUAUGCGGCAGUUUUGAAACAAAGGGGUCUGGAGCGCCGUUGUCUCAGUGGAUUGGGGCCCUUUCUGGAUGGGAAAGAUGGAAUCGGAGGGGCAGUGGUGGAAAAGCCAGCUUGCAGCGGACAUCCAUCAGGCUUUGCGAAUUAAGGAGCUGAAGUUGCCAACGUACCAGGCCCAAUCUCCACAGAUCGGGAUGCGGCGGUACUUUGCCGACCUGCUCGCUGUUCUCAGUAACCGAUACCAGCUUUGCCCUACGGCACGUCAUCUGGCCGUCUACCUGCUCGACCUCUUUAUGGACCACUAUGAUGUAGCGGUGCGGCAGCUGUACGUCAUCGCCCUCUCCUGUCUCCUCCUGGCCAGUAAGUUCGAGGAGAAGGAGGACCGUGUGCCCAAACUGGAGCAGCUGAACACUCUGGGCUUCAUGUGCAGUCUGAACCUCACCCUCAACAAGCGUGACCUCAUCAAGAUGGAGCUGCUGCUGCUGGAGACGUUCGGCUGGAACCUGUGCAUGCCCACACCUGCCCACUUCAUCGACUACUACCUCCAUCCUGCUGUCCAGGAGGGGGAUCUGCACAACGGCUGGCCCCUCUCCUCCCUGUCCAAGACCAAAGCCUUCAUGGACAAAUACACGCACUACUUCCUUGAGGUUUCGUUGCAAGAUCAUGCCUUCCUGAGCUUCAGGCCUUCUCAGGUGGCAGCUGCCUGCAUAGCUGCGUCCAGAAUCUGCCUGCAGAUCUCCCCCAGCUGGACCACUGUCCUCCACCUGCUCACGGGCUACUCCUGGGAUCAUCUGACGCAGUGCAUCCAGCUCAUGUUACUCGCUCACGACAAUGACGUAAAAGAAGCCAACAAAUCCAAAUCGUCCCCUUCCGCCAGUCAGAGCCUCCAGCCGCAAGCUCACGUCCCCCACAGCCCCGCCACCCCUUCUCUGCAAAGGCAGCCCGCCUCCAGCUCCCAGCAGCUGCUCCUCCAGGCCAGCAGUUACCCGCAGCUCUCCCAGCACUCGCCGGCGUUAUCCCAGCUGCACAUGCUGGCCGACUGCCAGGCCCUGGGACCGGUGGGCUUGCCGCCCCCGAGGGGCUUCGCCUCGGACGCCGACCAAGAAUUUCCAAACGGAAAACCAACAGUCGAGUGGAUCCAACUGAGGUCAUAG